Molecule: messenger RNA, 1210 nt
Organism: Aegilops tauschii subsp. strangulata
Lineage: Eukaryota; Viridiplantae; Streptophyta; Magnoliopsida; Poales; Poaceae
Source: RefSeq, a predicted model, not a curated record
UCACAAAACACACCGAACACUAGCGAGCUUGCUUAGCUUAAGCUACCCACACACCCGAUAGCCAUGGCCGCUACAAACCCUUCCUACUACCAGAGUGGUGCUUGCCAGGAAAUCAGACACAAGGAGCAUCUCUUCCACUUAUACAUGAACCAGGUAUUUGAUGGUAAACUAGUUACCAACGCCAACCAACUCGCUAUUGUUACUCCAGGUCUUCCCAAUUCGUUUGGUGUCACCAUUGCAAACGACUGGACCAUACUUGAUGGUCUGGGCGCGGAUGCAAACCUUGUGGCACGUGCUCGUGGCAUGCACAUGGGUGUGGGUAAAGCCGACAUGAGCUGGUUAUUCUGUCACACUAUAUUGUUUGCUGAUACCAGUAGGUUUAAGGGAUCCAGCCUAAAGGUUCUUGGAGAUUUUGUAGGCGACAAAGAUAGUGAAUGGGCAAUUGUAGGUGGGACCGGAGAGUUCGCAUAUGCAGAGUAUUCGUCGCCAAAGUAAUCCCAAAUGUACCACCUACUGGUGGGCGUACCUGGGAGCUCCGUAUUAGUGCUUUCAGUGUGUGCAUACCCACAGUGACCCCAGUCACCAAGAUGGGACCUUGGGGUGCAGAUGGAGGGACAGCCUUUGACAUCACGGAGCUGCCUCGUUCUCUUCAAACCGUGACAAUUCGAUGUGGCGACGUUAUUAACUCAAUUGGGUUUUCCUACACCGACCAAGCUGGUCAGAAGAAAAUUGCUGGACCAUGGGGUGGUGAUGGUGCACUUAGUGUGACGAUCACACUUGCUCCUUCCGAGUUCAUCAAGCAAGUUCAGGGAACAACCGGUGUAGUUGGAGGAGUGACUGUUGUCACAUCACUUACUUUGGUCAGCAGUGUUACAACGUAUGGGCCUUUUGGGAAAGCAAAUGGCACUCCUUUUAGCAGCCAGGUUCCAGAUAGUAACAGUAUCGGGGGGUUCUAUGCACGUGCUGGGGGAUCUUUUAAUGCACUUGGAGUUUACGCCUGCCCAAUUUAGCACAUUGCAUGUUUUGUGCAUGCUCCGGUUAAUUCCUCGCUUCUUUUUCCAACAUUCCUACAAUGGAGAAGGGUUGUCCUUCUUGUGAUAUCAUGUAUUAUUUAUUUUGCUUUUCACUAAGUGUGCUUUUCGCUAUUGCGUACAUGUAUUGCUUGAAAAAUAAUUGAUGUUCCAUGAAAUUGGUGAUAAUUUGGUGCCAU